AUGGACCCCAAAGUCGGAAUCGGCGUCUUCGUUUUCAACGCUGCAGGCAAAUUCGUCAUUGGCAAGCGAAAGGGGAGUCUUGGCGCCGGCACAUGGGGUUUACCAGGUGGACACCUCGAAUUCGGUGAAUCCUUCGAGUCAUGCGCGGCUCGUGAGACCCUUGAAGAAACAGGUCUGAAGAUUCAGGAUGUGCGAUUCCUCAAUGCCACGAAUUCAAUCAUGAAAGCAGAGAAUAAGCACUACAUUACCAUUUUCAUGGGAGGAGUCUGUGAGGAGAAUGCUGAUCCUCUAAUCCUUGAACCUGAGAAGUGUGAAGGAUGGGAAUGGAUCUCAUGGGAUGAGUUGCGGGUCUUUGGGGAGGAGGAGAUGAAGGCAGGUGCUGGGUUUCGGGGGAGAAGGCUUUUCUUGCCUCUUCUGGAAUUAUUUAGACAGCGACCGGAUUUUCGGGUCUAA
This is a messenger RNA of Penicillium coprophilum, 453 nucleotides long. RefSeq names its product nucleotide triphosphate diphosphatase NUDT15. Lineage: Eukaryota; Fungi; Ascomycota; Eurotiomycetes; Eurotiales; Aspergillaceae. Gene Ontology annotation, molecular function: 8-oxo-7,8-dihydrodeoxyguanosine triphosphate pyrophosphatase activity. Gene Ontology annotation, biological process: dGTP catabolic process. The coding region runs from base 1 to 453 and encodes 150 amino acids. The record is from RefSeq and is a predicted model, not a curated record. Gene Ontology annotation, cellular component: cytosol. The transcript has 3 exons.